CACUUGUCAUCCAACUUUUUUCAAACAACGUCUGUAACGGAUAUCUGUGCUUCAUUUAGCCUCGUGGGUUGAAAAAGUAUAACCCAGUUACCCCCUGCACUGAGUUUGGUGCGAAGCAACAAGUUGGGUCUUAUGUGGGUUGAUAGCAGCUGCUAGCUUUAGCCGGCUGUUUGCUUUAGGAAGACCUGCUUGAAAAUCUCAUUGUGAUUUCAUGUCCCCGUGUUGAAUUUCGUUAAAGUUUGAAGCCGCAAGUGUGUUAACAGUUGUUGAGCGGCCACGUUGAGCUGGUUGUGUUUGUAGUCGGUUGCUUAAUUGUAGCCACAAGCACUGUGAGCAUGUGUCAUCCAUUCUUACUGUGUCUGAGUCUGAUACAGCAUGAGCGUGUACGUACGUGUCAUCCAAUGUGACUUCGUAUGUCGGCUUUCCUUAGUGUGCUUCUUUAACUCACUCCAGCAAUGUGACACAUGAAGAGACGUCAUUCAUAUGUGUGUUGUCGUUUGUGUAUGUGGGUUAUUUACACACUUGCUUUGCACUGUCACUGUUUCUUUUGUGUGUGUGUGUGUGUGUGUGUGUGUGUGUGUGUGUGUGUGUGUGUGUGUGUGUGUGUGUGUGUGUGUGUGUGUGUGUGUGUGUGUGUGUGUGUGUGUGUGUGUGUGUGUGUGUGUGUGUGUGUGUGUGCGCGCCAACCAGAAAUGUGUGUUUGUGUACAAGUCACAUCUGGUUGUGUAUUGUGCAUGCGUGCAAACCAAACUCUCCCAGUCGCGUGCUUGUUUCUAAGUGGUCUAAAUGUGCACACGCGUGCUUGCUCUCUUGCUGUGCAUUUGCCUGCUAUUUUGGUUGCGAGUAUGUCUUUGGGCAAUAGUUUCUAGCCGUGUGAAAUUGUGUAUGUGUUGUCACAAAGCAUAUCCUGUAAAUAUAUGUGCAUUACGCAACAUAAUUGUGUGUGUGAGUGCAAGCUUGCAUGUGUGUCAGCCACUAUGUGUGUGUGUUUUCCAGUGUGCCUCUGCUGCUGCAGGAUUGCUGGACACUUGCUUUUGGAUAGUCUUUAAUAGCAUCCUCAUUUGUGUCUCCUGUGUACAGAUCUGCUGCUGUCAUGAAGCCACUCUGACUACAGAGAAAUGAGUGCAAGGAGAAGAGGCGGGAAGCCCAACAGAGGAGGAGGGAGAUUUAACAAACCUCGCGGUGGAGGGGGAGGAGGUGGCGGCGGCGGAGGAGGAGGAAGAAAGACAGCAGGUGCUUGUCACUGGGAUGAUGACGAUGACGACUUCAGUCUCGACCUUGGUCCUCGGCGUCCCAGCAAGCCUGCUAGAGGUCGGGGUGGAGGAGGAGGUGGAGGGCGAGCAGGGUUCAGGGGUGUCACUCAUGGAAGAGGAGGAAGAGAUGGAGAGUCUGGUCGGGGCAGUGGCAGGAAUCUGCCCAGGGCUCUGGCCAGAACCUCAACGUACCCACAACCCAAGGAAGGCUCCAGAGUGGAGACAAGCUCAAUGCCACUGCAGAGGAUUUUCAUGACCAAUGAGAACCAGGAACAGCUUAAAGAACUGCUGUGGCACCUGCAGAACCAGGACUUGGAGGAGCCGGAUGAAUAUGGUUCUGACUGCUCUGGGAACGUGCAGGAGGAGGAGUAUGAUGAGCUGGACCUCCGUGAGGAAGGUCAGUUCUGGUCCACCCAUGACGAGCCCGUGGAGAGAGCUGAAACUCCAGAUUACGACCCAGACUGUGAAGAGCGACCACCACCUGAACCUGUCGUCUCGUUGUUCGCUAUCGGCAAACUGUGCAGGUUUGGUUUCCACAGAGAGCGCAGCAAGCUGGCGCUGGAGACGAGCGGAGGGGAAUUUGGGACGACACUGGAACAUCUGCUGCGACAGGUUUACACCGAGCGGUUCGGCAAGGAGGCGGUGUCGCCCGUUGGGUCUGACCCUCGGUCCACGGACGAGGGUUUAGCUCAGCGGCAGGAGGAGGCUCUGGCGCUGGACGCCAUAUAUGGUGACCGUUUUCAUGAGCGCAUCGCCAACACGGUGUGGACUGUGACGCUUGACCUCAUGUUCUUUUCUGACGCGGCUAUGAAAAAUGAACUUGGGAGCAAAACUGAGAGCCGUGCUGACAAGGCUGGUGCAGUGUGCCGCUUCUUUCUCAAAGGUCAAGGGUGCAGGUUUGGGAACAGGUGCAAGUUCAGACACCAGCUUCCUGCCAAAGAACAGUCUGGCUGUGGAGGGUCGGAUCUGACCGGUCCUGGACGCCCGGGUGUGAGCAGCUUCUCUCCACUGGAGUAUGAGAUUGAGAUCCGGUUCCCAAAAGGGAACUGUUACCCCUUCCAGGCACCGCUCGUGGCCUUCAGCACCAACGAUGACUCCAUCAGUGGGGCGGCGAGACUCCACAUCACAGAGGCGUUGUUUGAGCUGGCAAUGUCGGCAGCAGAGCGCGCCGAGCCUGUCGUGUACUCCCUGAUCAGCCUGUGUGAGGACGAGGGGACCAUGAGGGACUUGUUGUCCCAAAGUCAUCACAAGUACAGCUCUCCACUGCCCGUCAUUGCCCCCCCUGCAGCACCUCUCUCCUCUUUUAGCGUGGUGAAGAACAAGAGGGUGUGGGAGGAAGGCAGGAGCAGCAGGAGAACAUCCCCUCCUCAACCUCCUGCAGAUGCAAAUAAGAUGAGUGAACUAGAUGGGGGGGAAGAGGGAAAUGAGGAGGAGGAGGAGGAAGAAGAUGAUAACGCCAUUGUGGUGGAGAACGAGAGCUAUGUCAAUCUGAGGAAGAAGAUGGCAAACAAACACAGCGUGAAGAUGGAUAAUAUUCUGCAAGAAAAUGGCAAACUGUGUCGGGAGUUUCGGAGGAAGCAGACCUCCAGGAGCUUCAGGUCUAUGCUGGAACAGAGGACCAAACUUCCAGCCUGGAGUGAACGGGACAACAUCCUGGACCUGCUGCAGUCCUCCCAAGUCCUGGUGGUCAGCGGGAUGACCGGGUGUGGAAAGACCACCCAGAUCCCCCAGUUCAUCCUGGACGCAUCCCUGAGCGGGCCAGCCUGCGACGUGGCGAAUAUCAUUUGCACGCAGCCGCGUCGCAUCUCCGCCAUCUCUGUGGCCCAGCGUGUAGCUCAGGAAAGGGCAGAGAGUCUGGGCAAGUCAGUGGGAUACCAGAUCCGCCUAGAGAGUGUCCAGUCGGUGGCCACCAGGCUGUUGUAUUGCACCACUGGCGUUCUGCUGAGGAGGCUGGAGGGGGAGUCGGACCUGCCUGGUGUCACACACAUCAUCGUGGAUGAGGUUCACGAACGCACAGAGGAGAGCGACUUCCUGCUGUUGGUUUUGAAAGACCUGAUCGUUCAGAGACCCGACCUGAAGGUGGUUCUGAUGAGCGCCACACUCAACGCUGACCUCUUCUGUCAGUACUUCGACAACUGUGUCAGCGUCCACAUCCCAGGGCGAACGUUUCCUGUCGAUCAGUUUUUCCUGGAGGACGCUAUCUCCAGAACUGGCUACGUGAUGGAAGACGGAAGUCCGUACAUGCGCUCAGAGAAGCGCGGCACCUCUGGUGGACGAGUGGUGCAGUCCAGGGAUGCGGUGGACGACCUGGGGGAUGACGUGUGGAACUUCAUGUCUCUGUGUAAGAAGGACUUUGUCAAGGACUCCAUUCCAGACCAGCAGUUGGGUCUGCACGAGCUCCAGCUGCGAUACCAAGGCACAAAGAAGUCGGUGCUGAAGACAAUGGCAUCGUUGGACCUGGACAAGAUCAACAUGGACCUGAUCGAGAGUCUGCUAGAGUGGAUCGUGGAGGGGAAACACGACUACCCUUCAGGUGCUGUUCUUGUUUUCUUGCCGGGCCUGGCUGAGAUCAAGAUGCUGUACGAGCAGCUGCAGUCCAACAGGAUGUUCAACAACAGACACGCAAGCAGAUGCGUGGUCUACCCGCUCCACUCGUCUCUGUCCAAUGAGGAGCAGCAGGCCGUCUUCAAUCGACCGCCAGAAGGCGUCAUUAAGAUCAUCAUCUCCACCAACAUUGCAGAGACUUCUGUGACCAUCGACGACGUGGUUUACGUCAUCGACUCGGGCAAGAUGAAAGAGAAAAGGUACGAUGCCUCCAAGAGCAUGGAGAGUCUGGAGGACAUGUGGGUGUCGCGGGCCAAUGCGCUACAGAGAAAGGGCCGUGCUGGACGCGUGGCGUCGGGCGUCUGCUUCCACCUCUUCACCAGCCACGCCUUCAAGCACCAGCUGGUGGAGCAGCAGCUACCUGAAAUCCAGAGAGUCCCACUGGAGCAGCUUUGCCUCCGCAUCAAGGUCCUGGACGUGUUUUCUGAGCAGCUGCUCGAGUCGGUCUUCUGCCGUCUCAUCGAGCCUCCAGCCACAGGAAGUCUAGAGGCGGCGAAGCGGAGGCUGCAAGACCUGGGUGCUUUGACGGCUGAGGAGAAGUUGACGCCGCUGGGCUACCACCUCGCCUGUCUGCCUGUCGACGUACGCAUCGGAAAGCUCAUGCUCUUUGGCGCCAUCUUCCGCUGCCUGGACCCUGCACUCACCAUCGCCGCCAGUCUUGCCUUCAAGUCGCCAUUUGUGUCUCCGUGGGACAAACGUGAGGAGGCGAACGAAAAGAAACUGGCUUUUGCAGUGGCCAGUAGCGACCACCUGGCUCUGCUCCAGGCCUACAAGGGAUGGUGCUGCGCUGCCAAGAGCGGCCACCAGGCUGGAUAUCUGUACUGCAGGGAGAACUUCCUGUCCUGGAGAGGACUGCAGGAGAUCUCCAGUCUGAAGAGGCAGUUCACUGAGUUGCUGUCGGACAUCGGCUUCAUCAAAGAAGGUCUGCGAGCUCGACUCAUCGAGAGGAUGAGCUCCAGUGGAUCAGACGGAGUUCUGGAGGCAACUGGACCUCAGUCGAACCUCAACUCUGAAAACGUUCGUCUCAUGUCGGCGAUGCUCUGCGCUGCCCUCUACCCCAAUGUGGUGCAGGUGCGCUCACCUCAGGGAAACUACAAGCUGACUAGUAAAGGAGCUGUGAAGAUGCAGCCCAAAGCAAACGAGCUCAGAUUCCUCACCAAGCACGAUGGCUGUGUCCACGUCCAUCCGUCCUCCGUCAACUACACGGUGCGCCACUAUGACAGCCCGUACCUUGUCUACCAUGAGAAAGUUAAGACCAGCCGGGUCUUCAUCCGCGACUGCAGCAUGGUGUCGGUCUACGCUCUGGUCCUGUUUGGUGGCGGACAGGUCAAUGUGGAGCUGCACAAGGGAGACUUCCUGCUCUCCCUGGACGACGGCUGGAUCCGCUUUGCCGCUGCCUCUCAUCAGGUAGCCGAGCUGGUGAAGGAACUGCGUUGGGAGUUGGACCAGCUGCUGGAGGACAAGAUCAGGAACCCACUCAUGGAUCUGAGCAGCUGCCCACGAGGGUCUCGCAUCAUUGACAUGAUUGUGCGCCUUGUGUCCACACAGUGAUCGACACACUGGCUCACCCACACACACACAUUUGUUAUUUAUUUCUGAAGCUUGAGUGACUGACAAAGUCUGCAUGAGGACUAAGCGUCCUGGUGUCACUGAAUGUACCUGAAUAUUCCCAAUGAUGUCACUUCCUGAAGGGCUCCGACGCUGCAUGAAUAAUAAAGAGCUGAAGACAAAGGUUUCUUCUUUCUACU
Synchiropus splendidus (mandarinfish) is the source of this 5605-nucleotide messenger RNA. RefSeq names its product DEAH (Asp-Glu-Ala-Asp/His) box polypeptide 57 (gene dhx57). The coding region runs from base 1119 to 5408 and encodes 1429 amino acids. The transcript has 24 exons. Gene Ontology annotation, cellular component: intracellular anatomical structure. The record is from RefSeq and is a predicted model, not a curated record. NCBI's taxonomy places the organism in Eukaryota, Metazoa, Chordata, Actinopteri, Syngnathiformes, Callionymidae. Gene Ontology annotation, molecular function: ATP binding; RNA binding; protein binding.